CCUGGCAGCGGCUCCGCUCGGCCCCGGCGCGGGACGCGGCCUCGGCACCCACGCCCCGCACGGCGCCCGGCAGCCUCCGCCCCCGGGGAGGGACGGUCGGAGGGAAGGAUGGAGCUGGACGGGCUGCUGCUGGACGAGGAGGGCACCUUCUCCCUCAGCGGGUUCCAGGAGUUCACGUUCCUGCCCAGGCACCAGCAGCUGAGCGAGAGAGUGCGAAAGCGGCUUUAUUAUGGCUGGGACAAAGACUGCAGCCUCGACAAUCUCUCCAGUCCCGUGGCAGAUAUUGCUGUGGACUUGCUGCAGAAGGUGGCUCCCAGCCCUAUCCGCAGACUCCAGAAGAAAUACGUCUCUCGUGUGUCUCGGGAAGCCUGCAUCUCACCAUGCUCCAUGAUGCUGGCACUGGUUUACAUUGAGAGACUCCGGCACCGGAACCCUGAAUACCUCCAGCAGAUCUCAUCUUCAGACCUCUUCCUGAUCUCCAUGAUGGUUGCUAGUAAGUACCUGUAUGAUGAGGGUGAGGAGGAGGAGGUGUUCAAUGACGAGUGGGGAGCGGCGGGGAAGGUGGACGUCCAGACCAUGAACACGCUGGAGAUGAACUUCCUGAGCGCCAUUGACUGGAGUCUCUACACAGAUCCCCGGGAGCUGUUUGAAGUGCUGAGCUGGCUGGAAGGACGUGUGGCAGAAAAGCAGGGAAUGUGGCGUGGUUGGUUCACCUACACAGAUCUGUGUGUCCUCAUGGAGCAGUCCCUGUGGCAGCAUGUGCUAGGCCAGUUCUACCAGCAAGUGGUCAAGCUGGCGUGCCUCCUGGGGGUGGUGUACCUGACUGGCUUUGCCGCCAUCUUCGCCUCCGUCACCGUGGUGCACCGGUCCGUGUGCGCAAGGAGCGAGAGCCCCGCCGCUCCCCAGCCUGCGCUCUUCCCCGGGGAGGGCAGCUGCCAGCUGGAUGCCCAGCCAACCUCAGCCCCGGACCAGCCUCAGCCCGAGCUGCCCAACGUCUCCCCCACCAGCAGCCCCCCGUGCCUGGGGAGGAAUGAGACGACCGAAGAGCCGCGUCGCGGAGGUGUCACGGCCACUGCACUCUACCUGUGGGGCAGCGUGAUGUCAGCUCUGUCCUACCCAAAGGCGCCCGAUCUGACCCGCCCCUGGAGCCCCCUGCAAGUCCCUUUCCGGAAGGUACCCACUGCCUGUGAGAGAUCCAACCGCUCCGCCCCCACCGCCCCUGGCCAGCCCGGCCCCCUCGGACUCGCUGUGCUCCCAGCCCCACCUGCACUGCACUGCCACGGGUGCUCACCCGGGGCCGACCCCGCCUGGGGCUCAGCUCCCGGCCGCAGGGACUGGCUGCACCCCUUGGGGCUGAGGCAGUGCUCCUUGCACACUGCUAUGGAUCUCAGUAGAAUCAAGAGCUUCAUUUUUCCCAGCUAGGGGCACGGGGCAGCAGCCCCUUUCCCCUUCCCUCCUUGUGUGGCACGACUCACUUCUUUGCACUUCUGGGACCACUGAUCCCUGGGGCUGUGUGGGACUGGAGGUCCUUUGCAUUGCUUCCAACCCAGCGUUUGUGUCCCCUCACCCAGGGCAGGGCUGUCCUUCACUUUGGGGGCUGCUGGGACAGAGUUGGCUUGCCGUUGGGGUGCUGGGGUGGGAACCUACUAGCUGGUAGGUAGAAAAUGGGGAGCCUGUGGACUGGGGUGCUUGGGCAAGGGGAGUGUUGUACCUCCUCCUACAGUGAGUGCGUGGCCCUUGAUGGUGCGGUGCCGAGGUGGUAUGUGAGAUGUAGGAUACUGGAGCUGUGUGUGCAGGGUGAAGGGACUGGGGCGGUGGCCCGGUGGGGAGUGGGGUGACGCAGGAGCAGGUAAGGUGACUGGUUUAGGAGAGAGGAGGCUGAAGGAGGUGGACAAGAGCAGGCCAAGCUGGCUGCUCAUAGCAGCAGUUUCCCUUGUGGGCUGCUGGGCUACUUCUUGGGAUGCACUAGGGUCACACCAAGAGGGGACCCUGAUGUGGCUGUGCCCCAGGGAAAGGUUGUGCCCCACUGAGCUCAGAGGUGAUGAGAAGUGAUUAAGACUGCGAUUCCGUAUCCUGCUUGUGUUGGGUAUCUUGAAAGUGGGGUGCUCUGUGACCCCCAUUGGAAGCCCCAGCUCUCUGGCUUGUGAGCAAACAGUGCCUGACUGCUACUCGGGGCGGGGAGAAGGCACCUUGUCUUGCUGACCAGCCCAGCUCAUCACACCCCUUCUUUUUACUGUGGAUUUUACACCUCUUUUUCACUCUUUUUGUAGAUGCAGAUCUCUUCCAAUAAAAGUAGUUCUUGCUGUG
Molecule: messenger RNA, 2307 nt
Organism: Colius striatus (speckled mousebird)
Lineage: Eukaryota; Metazoa; Chordata; Aves; Coliiformes; Coliidae
Gene: CNPPD1
Product: cyclin Pas1/PHO80 domain containing 1
Exons: 8
Coding region: 109-1422 (437 amino acids)
Biological process (GO): regulation of cyclin-dependent protein serine/threonine kinase activity
Cellular component (GO): cyclin-dependent protein kinase holoenzyme complex; nucleus
Molecular function (GO): cyclin-dependent protein serine/threonine kinase regulator activity; protein kinase binding
Source: RefSeq, a predicted model, not a curated record